This is a messenger RNA of Aspergillus niger, 552 nucleotides long. RefSeq lists its product as hypothetical. The transcript has 4 exons. NCBI's taxonomy places the organism in Eukaryota, Fungi, Ascomycota, Eurotiomycetes, Eurotiales, Aspergillaceae. The record is from RefSeq and is a predicted model, not a curated record. The coding region runs from base 1 to 552 and encodes 183 amino acids.
AUGUCGAUGCAAGUGGAUGGUGGCCGAUGCACGCUGUCAUCAUCGCUUUUCGGUGGCUUCUUGGUUUCUCCACUCGACUUUAUCCCUUCCCUCGCCUCCCUAUCUUUCCGGAGAAAAAUCCCCUUUGAGAUUCCAGUCCGAAGCGCAGGGGUAAUAGUCGCCCGUAAAUCGACUAGAUUCUGCCGGGGAAGGUGCGGUACACGAGGUGUCCCUCACACCGUUAUCCCGCAACUUGUCACAGCUACCCCUGAGGAACCAAUGGAGGUCUUCAACUGCCUCUUCACCUGGCAGAUUGUAUGCCUGCCUAAAGCCGAGGUGCUGAACCAAACUGUCAAUCUGGCUGGAAUGGGGCCGCUUUAUUCGGUGCGGACCGUCUGGGUGGGGCAGAAUGAAACCUUCCACAAUCCAGCCAUCCAUUCAUUCCUCGGGGCUGCUAUCCAUCCUAUUUUACAUACACAGGACGGAAUACGGCACACGAUGAUCGGGGCGGCUUUACAUGAGUCAAGGGCCAUAGCCAAACGGGUGGACGGACCAGGCAAAGCCGGCGCCUGA